Molecule: messenger RNA, 1965 nt
Organism: Bipolaris zeicola 26-R-13
Lineage: Eukaryota; Fungi; Ascomycota; Dothideomycetes; Pleosporales; Pleosporaceae
Exons: 5
Coding region: 1-1965 (654 amino acids)
Biological process (GO): intracellular signal transduction
Source: RefSeq, a predicted model, not a curated record
AUGCCCUUCCCUACCACCUCGCUCCCUCCCUCUCCACCGUCUGUCUCUCCUGUGCCUGACAGCCCAAACCGAGCCACCACCGCCCUCGACACCCACCCUGAGCCCUCCCCCGCUGCCGCCGCCGCCUCAGACGUCCGCGACCACCACCCCAUUGCACCUGCCUCUGCUCCCGCCGACCCUCUUUCCCUCUCCUCCUCAGCAGCCAGGAGCGAUCGGCCCCCGCCUUCCUCGUCCUCGUCCUCGUCCCGCUCCAUCAACCACGCCCGCCGCUACACCCUCUCGCGCUUUCCUCUGCUGCGCAAAGGCAGCCGCGAACUAGCCCGCUCGCCCUCCACCUCGUCCGCCUCCAAGAGCCCCGCAGACUCGCUCUUCCACCCGACCGGCGCUCCACGCCCCUCCCAAUCCAUUGCCCGUGCUCCUGAUCUUGCAGCCGCCCGAGAGCCUGCUCCCACCACCCACCGCGACGGCGACGUCAUUGCUCAAGAGGCGACAACCACACUACGCCACCCACAGAGACUGAGAGCACAGAAACCCGACAAGAUGCAUCAAACAAGUUCACGCCUGCUCCGCAUGACGGACGACGAGCGGCCAUACACAAGAGAUUUCAAAGAUCUCUUCGCAACAUUAAUGGUCUCGCUUCCCCUCUCAGCCCACCGAGUGCGCUUUAGGAUGAUCGAUUACACCUUCACAUCAGAUGAAGCAAUCACCAACCUCGGAUCCCUCAAAUUCUCUCAAUCCAACCGCAUGCCAGACCCCAAGGACUCAUCACGUGUCGUUACCACAACCACUACCACCACCUUUUCCAUGGCCAAGGAAAUGGCUCGCUCAGUCUGCCAGAGAUUCCUAGAAGCAAAGUUCAUCGAAUCGGUAGAAGGCAAAACUGACUUCAUGAACAAGAGCUCUGUCUGGCAGCUUACGCCCAAGGGUAUUCACAUUCUCGAGCGAUUCUGCACACGCAAUGGUAUUGCUUCAGCUCAUGUCAGGGCUGUAAUUGAGUCCAACAGAAACCCACGCCAACUCGUCGUCCUGGAGCGCAACACAGAAACGGACAAGCUACAUCACGACGAGCAGACUGUCGAGAUCAUUUUCCGCCGCUUCGUUGGUACCACUGCAAACGAGACUCAGUCAGACUCUGACUCGAUACAUGAGUUCUCAAAGUGCGACAUUGGCGUCAAGCUGGUAAAGCACCGACCAAACUCGCAGCGUCAGUACGAGUACACAUUCAACGGCCGCAAUGCCGCACAGUGGCUGAUGGACUGCUCCACCAUGGUUGAUCCCCGCGAGGCUGUUGAGGUCGGAUCAUUGUUCUUGCAGCUCAAGCUCAUUGCUCCUGUCGAUCCUCGCAACUCUGAUCAACAAUUCCAGCCAUCAAAGCAAGUCCAUUACUACAUCACUAACCACGGUGAGCGUGUAGCAGGAUGGCUCCUCGAGGAGGUACCAUCAGGUGGAGACAUGGCAGUCAAGACGAGAGAUGGUCUUACUCGUGACUCCAACAGCAACCGCACCAACGUCAUCAUCCGCAACCCGUCCUGGCGUCUUCUAUACCGCGAGUUCCUCAAGGAGACCAUGUGCGAGGAGAACCUUUCCUUCUUCCUCGAGGUCCAGCAGUUCAACAAGCAGUACAAGGAUGCCGUCAACGAAAAGGGGGAAAACAAGGUCGAGAUCAUUCGUGAAACACUCGCUGCCGCUUAUGGCUUGUACAAUGCAUUCUUGGCGCCUGGCUCACCUAACGAGCUCAACAUUGACCACAGCCUUCGUACGCAGCUAGCCACUCGCAUGACACGUGCUGUUGGAGAUGAUGCCGCUAUGCUGCAAAGUCUCAACGAAGUUGCCUCGCUUUUUGACAAGGCACAACAAUCCAUUUUCAAGCUGAUGUCCAGUGAUUCGGUACCCAAGUUCAUCAAGCACCCCAAAUAUGCACCUCAGCUACGUGGUCUAGACGCCGCCGCUGCCGCCUCAGCAUAA